UCCUGGCAAAGCGCCUGCCUCCAAUUGGGGCGGAGCUAGCUGCUGUGUGAAUAGUCUAAAACGGAUCUGGCCAAAGCUAGAGUCGUUAUCCAGUGCAUUCAGACAGAAUGCUUGCCCUCCGACUCACCGUGUUUGCCCUCCUCUUCUGUGGGACCUGUGGUUUCUCCAGGUUUUGGUUUAACCUGUUUAACCACUGCAACCCUCCCGAGCAGCUUGUAGGGAAGUUCUGUGCUGCUUUGCUUGACAACGACGUCAACGGUGACGGCAGAGUGGACGGCAGUGACAUCGGCAAAGACGUCCUGUAUUACAACUACGACGAUGACCUUUGCAUCAUGCAAGAGUGGGAGGUCGUGGCCAGAUGGACGUGUAGGUACGGCUUCUCCGACCAAUACGGCCGAUUCAUGUACAAAUUAUUCGACGCCAACCAAGAUGGCCUUGCGACCGCAAACGACUUCAAGACAUUCAAUUUUACCAAUGCCGACUUCUUAGCGACGCAAUACACUCGUUUCAAGAACAUGUACUGCGGUGACCCGAAGAACAGGGAGGACCCCGUUGACCGAGUCCAGUGUGCCGAGGUGAAUGCACUGAAACCAGAGGACGUCAAGUGUACAUAAGAAGGACCCACAAUCACCUGUAAUGUGGAAACGUCAAUAAAACUGUUGGUAAUA
This is a messenger RNA of Haliotis rufescens (red abalone), 668 nucleotides long. RefSeq lists its product as uncharacterized. NCBI's taxonomy places the organism in Eukaryota, Metazoa, Mollusca, Gastropoda, Lepetellida, Haliotidae. Bases 108 to 614 code for a protein of 168 amino acids. The transcript has 6 exons. The record is from RefSeq and is a predicted model, not a curated record.